AUGGCAAACGCGACGUUUCCGGACCUCCCUGGUCUCCCUCCCUAUACUCUGAAACCCCGCCCCUCUAUGAUCCCGGGCAUAUCAGAUCCACUCCUUCAGCUCCUCGCUCCUAUCAUUGCCUAUUGGGUUGUCUCACUGUUCUUCCACAUCUUGGAUACCUAUGACCUGUGUUCGCAGUACAGGUUGCACACUCCAGCUGAAGUCCUCAAACGCAAUCAUGUUACCAGAUUCGAAGUCCUUCGGGACGUGAUUAUCCAGCAAAUAGUCCAGACGGUGUUUGGAUUGAUAAUCGCUUCCUUUGACCCUGUUGAGACGAUCGGUAAAGAGGAUUAUGAUAUUGCUGUCUGGGCACAGCGCCUGCGUCUCGCCGAAAGAUAUAUUCCAACAUUGCUCGGUUUCAUUGGUCUAGAUGCUAUGUCUCUUGGUCGAAAACUUCAACCCGACUAUCCUCAACUCGCAGGCGCUUUGGUGGGAGGGAUCUAUUCCACACCAUCUUUCGCAUCGUGGGAAAUGACGACCGCGAAGUCGAUUUAUUGGGUUGGCAUUCCUUUGAUCCAAUUUGCCGUGGCGACUCUGAUCGUAGACACAUGGCAAUAUUUCCUUCAUCGAGCCAUGCACAUGAACAAAUUUCUUUACACCACCUUCCAUUCUCGGCACCAUCGUUUGUAUGUUCCAUACGCGUAUGGAGCGCUCUACAACCAUCCUCUGGAAGGCUUCAUGCUUGACACGCUUGGGACGGGAGUGGCCUACUUGACAACCGGGAUGACCAUUAGACAAGGCAUGUGGUUUUUCACCAUCUCGUCAAUCAAGACGGUUGACGACCAUUGUGGAUAUGCUUUUCCAUGGGAUCCUCUGCAACACAUUACCUCGAAUAACGCGGCUUAUCACGACGUGCACCAUCAGAGUUGGGGCAUCAAGACUAACUUUUCACAACCAUUCUUCACAUUCUGGGACCGCCUUCUUAAUACCGCAUGGACCGGUGGUGAUGUGUCAGCCCGUUACCAACGCGAUAGGAUUGCGGCCCAGAAGAAAGUGGACGCAGAUGCUGCUGCUGCUGCAGCUAACAUUGUCAACUCGCCAAUCAUUGACAAGGGUCAUGCAGAGCAUCAAGCUCAGUCAAGUCAGAGGCAGGUCCUUGACGACAAAGAAAAUGCUGGACCUCAAGCACUCGAGGAGGAAGCAAGGGAAGAACAGGAAGUCAAACAAGCCUUGCGGAGAAGCACCAGACGCAAGAGUGGUUUCGAUGCCAAGUCAAUAUCGGAUCGCGUCGCAGGGAUUCAUAGCAGAAGUCCGGCAAUCCUACACGCGGACGGGAUGCAUUGA
Fonsecaea nubica is the source of this 1323-nucleotide messenger RNA. RefSeq lists its product as hypothetical. NCBI's taxonomy places the organism in Eukaryota, Fungi, Ascomycota, Eurotiomycetes, Chaetothyriales, Herpotrichiellaceae. The record is from RefSeq and is a predicted model, not a curated record. Gene Ontology annotation, biological process: lipid biosynthetic process. Gene Ontology annotation, molecular function: iron ion binding; oxidoreductase activity. The transcript has a single exon. Bases 1 to 1323 code for a protein of 440 amino acids.